Molecule: messenger RNA, 1047 nt
Organism: Cetraspora pellucida
Lineage: Eukaryota; Fungi; Glomeromycota; Glomeromycetes; Diversisporales; Gigasporaceae
Source: the annotation of a GenBank genome assembly
AUGACUCAACACACCAAAACGCAAGACAUUGAUAUAACAUCGUUAACACCACCAGUUGUCCAGUCAUCUCGAUCAAAUGAUACUGAUUCACCACCAAACCUUUCUGAUACACCACCAAACCUUACUGACACACCACCAAAUGUUACUGACACACCACCAAAUGUUACUGACACACCCCCAGAUACUCAACAAAACGUUCCUGAUGCUCUAUUGGAUGUCCAAGAUAUCCAUGAUUCAGAGCCUCCACCGUAUGACCAAAUAGUAUUUCAAACUCCAAACAUCCAAGUAACUCCACAAUAUAUACAUGCAACUCCUCAAAUUGUCCAACCACUUCAACCUGUCCAACCGCUUCAACCUGUCCAACCAUUUCAACCAAACAUCAAUUCAACUUAUCCAUAUACUUCUGAAUAUUUCUCCCAGCCAUACCAACCCCCUAUUAUCACUAACAAUAACAAUAUAAUCGGUAAUAACGAUGAGUCAACGAAUAAUCCGUCAAUAGCUCGAAGUAUGAUUAUUACUAUUAGGACAUUCAUAUCUGUGGUACUUGUACUAAUUUCCAUGCUAUUUCUUCGAUAUCUUGGUUAUCUUAGUCAGUGGUACUAUAUCACCCUUCUAAUUGCUUUGCUGAGUGUGGUUUAUCACAUCAUUAGAUUAAUUAAUGCAUAUAAUCGAGGUGAAUUCUUUAUGAGCCAUAUCUUUAAUUAUGAGGUAUCGAGAUCAAAAUUGUUGUUAAGCGUGAUAUCAUGUAUCGCAUACGUUAUAAUGUCAAUAGCUAUUAUUAGGAAUUAUGGAAUUAUCGCUUCAGAUCUCAUUUCAUCCAUUGUGAAUUGGUGUAUCUUUGCACUUACAAUUCUAUGGGUCUUAUCUACUUCGUUUAUGUACAUAGAUUAUAGAAAUAGUAAUAGCAAUCAACCUGUAGAUACUUUAAUGAUGACAACUGGAUAUGAAAACAAUAUAAUUAAUAGGCAACAAAACAAUCCUGCUGCAAAUCAUUAUGUAAUAAAUAGUGGUAAUAGUUAUGGUCAAAAUGGAUAUUAUUUUAGGUAA